GGGCAAAAAAAAUUGUAGAUAAAAAUAGAAAUAAUGAUCAGCUGUACAAUGGUUUUUUGGGUGUUAUAAUGACUAGGGUCAGAAAAAUGCUAAAAAAAUAUGUACUUAUAGCAGAAGCUUAUGAUAAUGUGAGUUUGAAGAUACAAUGAUCAGAUACUGUUUGUUUACUCUUUUAUUGUUUAUAUAAGGUUGAAAAGUUAUGAUUUUUCUUGUGUUGGAUGCUAGGAAAUACCAAUCUGAAUUUUGAGUAAAUGGAUUAUGCGCUGCCCCUUGAGAAGUUAUCGUUAGAGCCCAUAGAUGAAGAAGAUGCUUCGUCACAUUCGAACGCAAAGGGGAAAAUGCAUGUAGUUUUAGUAUCAACUGGAAGCUUCAACCCUCCUACAUUUAUGCAUUUGCGCCUUUUUGAAUUGGCAAGAGAUGCACUUGACUCGAAAGGGUUUCAUGUUGUUGGAGGUUAUAUGUCGCCUGUAAAUGAUGCAUAUAAUAAAAAGGAUCUCAUACCAGCUGACCAUCGUAUCAUCAUGUGCCAAUUAGCUUGCAAAAGUUCUGAAUUUGUAAUGGUUGAUAGCUGGGAGGCAAACCAAAGUUCGUUUCAACGCUCAUUGACAGUAUUGUCAAGAAUAAGGAGUUUCUUUUGUGAUAACGGACUAAUAUCUAGUGCGUUCCUAAAGGUCAUGCUUGUCUGUGGCUCUGAUCUGCUAGAAUCAUUUGGCAUCCCUGGAGCUUGGAUUCCAGAGCAGGUCAGGACUAUAUGCAGAGAUUACGGUGUGGUUUGUAUUCGCAGAGAAGGUCAAGACAUUGAGAAAAUCAUCUUACGUGAUGAAAUCUUGACAGAAUAUAAGGAUAAUAUCGAAGUGGUGGAUGAAAUAAUACCAAACCGUAUCAGCUCAACUUUAGUAAGAGACUGCAUUUCAAGGAAUUUGUCGGUGAAAUAUUUGACAUCAGAUGAAGUUAUUGAUUACAUAAAACGAAAUCAACUGUACACUAACCCUAUCAUCUGACAAGAAUGAAGCUUUGAACUACACCAACACAUAAUAUCUGUUAUGCCCUUUACAAGAUUUUCUUAGAAAGGUGAAUGAAGCUUUGAACUACACCAACACAUAAUAUCUUACAAUCAAAAAUCAAUCAUCUGUCUACCAUCCACUGUCAUCAAAUCUUCAUUUAUCCAUCAAAAAUCCUUUCACUAAUUUUAUCAUCUUUAAAGAUUAAAACUUGUAAGGCUUGAGAUUUUGGGGUUUGGAGCUUUGGUGAAAGAAAGAGAAGAUCCUACCACCAUUCCAUUUUUAUUGUUAGAUAUUGGGUUGUAAUCUCUUACUCUUUUCAAUUAUUCAUACUUUUUGUGAAACAUUAAUUGAUAAUGUGUCUAUGCAUGAAUCUUAGUGUUUUAUUUGAUGUUAUGAGUAUGAUUAGUAAGUUGAUUA
Molecule: messenger RNA, 1421 nt
Organism: Erigeron canadensis
Lineage: Eukaryota; Viridiplantae; Streptophyta; Magnoliopsida; Asterales; Asteraceae
Product: nicotinamide/nicotinic acid mononucleotide adenylyltransferase-like
Exons: 9
Coding region: 252-1001 (249 amino acids)
Biological process (GO): NAD+ biosynthetic process
Molecular function (GO): nicotinamide-nucleotide adenylyltransferase activity; nicotinate-nucleotide adenylyltransferase activity
Source: RefSeq, a predicted model, not a curated record